UGUGCUGUACGAUACUGACCAUAGUAUCGUAGUCGUGCGCACCUCGGUUUUCUUUGCCGUCGGUCGAAUCGACUUUUGCUCGGAGCGUCGCAACAACCAACGUUUCUAAUCUAAACAGUAGACAACCGAUCGGAGUAGAGGUAUUUGUUCUCCCCGGUCCGUCUUCAAGCUUCGAUCUACGACAGAAUCACGGAACUCGAUUUUUUCUAUCUUCAGAGCUGCUUAGGCACUUGUACCACAAAUUACGUUCUCUACAAUGUCGAAGACCAUCCGGCUUCUUCCAAGGGCUGCAACGGUCCUGCUGAUGCUGGUGCCGGUGCUGUUCUCGGUGGGAUUUGUUUCGGCACGCCCCACGUCGUCGUCGUCGUGCAAGGACGACCCGGACUACCGCUGGAAGUGCAAGCGGCAGACCUGCGAGUGGCUCGGGAAUCAGUCCGAGCAAAAGCGCGAAAAGCUGUGCAACAAGACCAAGACGAAGAAAAAAAAGAAACAGGAAUGGCGGCAACCCCCCUCCGAGGGCUGCCCCGAGACCUGCGGGWCCUGYGGCAUCGAAACGGAGCCCCCGGCCGCGUGCCCGGCCUGGAAGCCCCGAAGCGGAGGAGCCUGCUCCCCCGAGCAGGAGGGCAUCGACUGCGAUUACGACUUUCGGUGGUCCGGCUGCGUGGCCGAGGACCUCCGGUGUCUCCCGUUCGCUUUCUUGAGCUGCCGCCUCGGCCAGUGGUUCGAAGCCGUCGUCGACCCGCCCUUUUGCAGGGAGCCACCGCCCCCGGACCUUCCCGUCUUGGAAACYUGCGACCCCAACAGUUUCUGCCCCCCGGUCCCCCCCGAGGCCGGCACCAAGUGCAGGUUCACGGGGACCUCGGAGGAGGACCGCCUGGCGGGCUGCCCCUACAACCACGUCUUUCUGGGCUGCACCUUUGCCACGGGCAUGCUCUGCACCCCCAUUGACUACUUUUACUGCGACGCCGAGGACGGCUUUUGGCAGCGGACCUCGGUGAUGCCCGUCCCGUGCCCCUGCGAGAUCGACCCGGGCUUUCCGAGGUUCGGAACCUGCUCGCCCUGUCCGUCGGUCGAGCCCGCCGGGAUCUGUCCGCCGGAGGAGCCCCUUAGCGGGACGGKCUGCUCGGGGCACUACGGGGCCAACGGGGACGCCCCGCUCGACUGCUACUACGACUUUCUCUACCGGGGGUGCACCACGGAGGGGCUGACGUGCCAACCGGGAGUAGUGUACACCUGCACCGGGGAGGAGGCACAGACACCGGUCUGGAGGAAAGCCCCCAUCAGCUAUCCCCCGGACUGCUGCGCCGAAUAGGGCUGGUACGGUACGUUGCAAUGCGAUGCAAUGCGAUGCGAUGGAAUGGAAUGGAAUGCGGCAGGCCUCGUUUUCUCAAUGGCAAUGGAUGGCCCGUCAAGGCGCCUGCUGUGCGRGGGCCACACGCCAGCGCGGUACUAUUUUGGCGAUGCUGGCUGUUUGGUUGCCAGCGCUUUGGUCCAAAGACCGCCCGGGUUUGUGGGGUGGCACGAAAUCCUUGAGGACCCCGGUASUCCUAGAGAUGCUCCUUGGAGGACGGGGCUGCCUCUCCAUCCGAGAGGGGACGGACGGUUCUGUUCCGUGCUUUGCGCAAACUUUACUAGAAACAAUAGAGUGCUGAUACUAGCAGCUGCCAACCAGGAACUCGCCUUGUCGUUCACGGCACGGCACGGCAGCGGUUGCAAGCCAGAGGGGGUGGUGUUGUAACAGUGCCAUCGAGCCGAACGCUUCUGUUUUCGUCCCGUGUUCCAGAAUGGAARACACAAUAAAAUUAGUACUGGACU
Pseudo-nitzschia multistriata is the source of this 1815-nucleotide messenger RNA. Lineage: Eukaryota; Bacillariophyta; Bacillariophyceae; Bacillariales; Bacillariaceae. The record is from the annotation of a GenBank genome assembly.